Clavispora lusitaniae ATCC 42720 is the source of this 819-nucleotide messenger RNA. RefSeq lists its product as uncharacterized. The record is from RefSeq and is a predicted model, not a curated record. NCBI's taxonomy places the organism in Eukaryota, Fungi, Ascomycota, Pichiomycetes, Serinales, Metschnikowiaceae.
AUGUCUACCCCAGCCCAAACACCCAUUGUUCAAUCUAGCUCUGCUACCAGUUUGCUUACUUGGAAAGAUCCGGUUGCCACCGGAAAAGUGUUCGGCGCCAUUAUCGGUGCCCUUCUCUUGGUGAAAAUAAACGUGGCCAACCACUUCUUCCACUUGGCCUACAUUGGCCUUUUGGCUGCCGCUGCUGCUGAGUAUGCUGGCAAGUUGGUUACCGGCCAAGGUUUCGUCACCAAAUACGUUGGCACUCCUAAGUCUCACUCGAAGGUGUUCAAAGAGUCUGUUUUGCCAGCACUUGCCGAUGCCUCCGAGUGUGCUGAAAAGAGAUUGCACAAGAUCAUCUUUGCCCAGGACAUUGAGGCCACUUUGAAGGCUGCUGGUGCCGCUUACAUCUUGUUUAAGUUGACCUCAUGGUUUUCUGUCUACAGUCUUAUCUUCACCUCCGUGUUGUUGACUUUCUCUGUUCCUCUUGUCUACCAAAGCAACAAGAAGGAAAUUGACGCUGCUGUUGCGCAAUACUCCAAGAUUGCCAAGGAAAAGUCCGCUGAAUACACCAAGAUUGCUCAUGAUAAGGCUGCUCCUCAUAUUGAUGCUUUCAUCAAGAAGUCUGGUCCUGUGGGAAACUUCAUCCAAUCAAAGUUCUCUACCAGAACCGCUGGUUCCACUGUCGGUGCUAAGCCAGCCCAAGAACCAGCCACUGGUUACUCUUCUGGCUCCUCCCAAUUCCCAGACGUCCCUUCUGCUGCUCCAAGCUCUAUCUCCGAGGUCGUGGACGAAACUUUUGUGGACAAGACCCAACUCCCAGAAGAACUGCACUUGUAA